AUGGCACAAGUAUCCGUCCCUCCACCAGCCCCACAUGCACACCUCGCAGGCCCCGUCCAAUCAACCCCGCCCUCCGGCCCACAGCAGCAACCCACAGGCCCAACCUGCAAAGUCUGCCGCGAACUCAUCACAGGCUCGCACAUCAACGCGAACGAUAGUCGCUAUCACAAUGCCUGUUUUGUGUGCCAUCAAUGCCUGGAGCCCUUUCCCGAGAACAUCUUCUUCGAGACGGAGGGCAGGUUCUAUUGUGAGUUUGACUAUACCGUGCUGCAUGGAGCCCGCUGCGGCCGCUGCGGCGAAAUCAUCCGUGGUAAAUGCAUAACGGCCAUGGACAUGAAAUGGCACCCGGAUCACUUCACCUGCGUGACGUGCGGCAAAUCCCUCGCUGGGUCCACCUUUGUCAAGAAAAAGUCCAAACCCUACUGCAAGCCCUGCGUCGAGCGGCUCAAAGUCAAGGAAAAGGCCGUGGAGCUGUGCGACAGAUGCAAGAAACCCGUCAACGAAGCGCUGAACGAGAGCUUGAUUGUGAUCAACAAUAAGAAGUUUCAUGCCCAUCAUUUCAAUUGUAGUCUGUGUAAGCUGGUGCUGGGGCAGGAUGCGAAGAUGUAUGAGGGGAAAUUGUACUGCGCGAUCUGUUUGGACAAGAUGACGUUGAGGAUUUGCCAGGCUUGUCGGAGGCCGAUUGUGGGGAGGAGUGUUACGGCACUCUCUAAGUAUUUCCAUCCUGAGCACUUUGUAUGCGCGAAAUGCGAAAAACCCUUCAACGCCUCCCAAUACUGGGACUACAAGGGCAAACCCUACUGCGAAGGGCACUACCACGAACUCAUGGGUGACGUCUGCGCAAUGUGCCAUGAACCUGCUAUAGGCAAGACAAUAACAGCAAUGGGUCGCAAAUUCUGCCAAACACACUUCAAUUGCAUCGGCUGCCACCUCCCGCUCAUGACGUCCAAGCACGGGUUCAUCGACUGGGACUACAAGCCGAUGUGCAGGAGGUGCUUUGACGUGCUGCCGGCAGAGCUGAGGAGGAAGAUGGGGAAGAUGCAGGAGAGGGAGAAGAAAGUUUUGGAGAGGGAGAAGGCGUUGGCGGGUGCGGGUGUGGGGAAGUGA
This is a messenger RNA of Fimicolochytrium jonesii, 1107 nucleotides long. RefSeq lists its product as uncharacterized. The record is from RefSeq and is a predicted model, not a curated record. The transcript has 4 exons. Bases 1 to 1107 code for a protein of 368 amino acids. Gene Ontology annotation, cellular component: focal adhesion; cytoplasm; cell-cell junction. Gene Ontology annotation, biological process: positive regulation of integrin-mediated signaling pathway; positive regulation of substrate adhesion-dependent cell spreading; cell-cell junction organization. Lineage: Eukaryota; Fungi; Chytridiomycota; Chytridiomycetes; Spizellomycetales; Powellomycetaceae.